ACCGUGUACCGUCAAUAUAGUAAGCGUUUGUUUUUCGGAUAAAAAUUGGAUGGCCCAUUUGGUCAGUUGUGGUUCAUUUAUUCUGCAAAAUAGUUAAAUUUUGUUUGGAAAAUCAAAACACUCGUGGAACAAAUAAUGAGUAUUUCUAGUGACAAAGUUCCUGCUGGGGCUCCAGUCAACACGGAGGAAAAUGCCGAUGAUGCUGAAGAACUCCGUCGGUCGAGUCGGCGGAACAAGAGGGCACGAGUUGAAACUAAGGAGGCAGAAACCAAUGAUCACCCAGUUGAACCUUCUGGGGCAUCUGAUGCUGAUAAAGAUGACAAAAAGGAGUCAGGGUCUGAUGGCACCACAGUGAAAUCUGAAGCGCAUAAAGCUUCCACAUCUCUACCAAGUGCACCAUCUAUUCAAGAGCCAAUGUUGAAAGCAGAAACAAAAGAUGAGGAAAUGAUUCAUGAUUCUGAUUUUGAGGAACCCUCUGGCUUGGAGGGAGCAGCAUUUCAAAGCCGUUUACCAGUAGAUAAAAUGCAUGCAGAUGAAGCUGCACGCUUUCCAGACAUAGAGCAAGGUGUCCCAGCUACCCAGAAGCUAUUUCUUUAUAUUAGGAACAGACUACUGCAAUUGUGGUUGGAAAAUCCAAAGAUGGAGUUAACACUUGAGAAUGCUCUGUCAGAAUUAGAGCCGCCUUAUAAUAGCGACACGAAUUUAGUCGGAAGGAUCCAUGGAUUCUUACAGCGCCAUGGCUUCAUCAAUUUUGGUGUUUUCAAAAGAAUAAUGCCCAUUCCAGUUAUUUCGAAACCCUGCAAAGUUAUCGUGAUUGGAUCUGGGAUUUCCGGACUAACAGCUGCUCAACAAUUACGUAAUUUUGGAUGCGAAGUUGUUGUCUUGGAAGCAAGAGAUCGUGUUGGUGGAAGAAUUGCCACUUUUCGCAAGAACUCGUAUGUAGCAGAUGUAGGAGCUAUGGUAGUUACUGGUUUGGGAGGUAAUCCAAUCACUAUUUUGUCGAAACAAAUCAGUAUGGAGCUGCACAAAAUAAAACAAAAAUGUCCCCUAUACGAAGCCAAUGGAUCAACAGUUCCUAAAGAUAAAGAUGAAAUGGUCGAACGCGAAUUCAACAGACUUCUUGAAGCCACAAGCUACUUGUCGCAUCAACUUGACAUAAACUACGUUAACACCAACCCCGUUUCCCUCGGACAGGCUUUGGAAUGGGUUAUUAAGCUUCAAGAAAAAAAUGUAAAAGAAAAGCAGAUUCAACAUUGGAAAAAUUACAUUACUCUUCAAGAUAAUUUACGUUCUGUUCUUAAUAAGCUGAUCGCCUUACAGGACAAAGUAGCAAAAUUGACUCAACAGUGGAAUAAAAUGAACGAAACACGGGGACAACGAGAUAUCACUCAAGAAUUUUCUCUUCGAUCAAAACUCAGAGAUAUCCAUCAUGCUCACAAAGAAUGGGCCCAGCUUCAAGAACAGCAAAAGGAAAUCGAGGAAAAACUGCAAGAGCUUGAAUCAUCUCCUCCUAGUGACGUAUAUCUAUCUUCUCGUGAUCGACAAAUUCUGGAUUGGCAUUUCGCUAACUUGGAAUUCGCCAACGCAACGCCGCUUUCAAACUUAUCGCUUAAACACUGGGAUCAAGAUGAUGAUUUUGAGUUUACCGGGAGUCAUCUUACUGUGAGAAAUGGGUUCAGCUGUUUGCCAGUUGCCCUCUCUGAAGGAUUGGAUAUUCGUCUCAAUCAAGCAGUUCGACAAGUAAAUUAUGGCGGUGAAAAAAUUGAAGUCAGCGUAUUUAAUCCACGUAAUACAAGCCAAACUAGUACAAUAACAGGUGAUGCCGUUUUAUGCACUCUCCCAUUGGGAGUUCUAAAACAAAUCACUUCCCUUAAUCCAAACGCAACUGAGUCGGGAAAAGCUGCCAAUAAUAUGGUAGAAUUUACCCCUCCUCUACCGGAAUGGAAACUCUCGGCCAUUCAGCGCCUAGGUUUUGGAAAUCUCAACAAAGUCGUUCUUUGUUUUGAACGUAUUUUCUGGGAUCCGAAUUCAAAUCUGUUUGGACACGUCGGAUCUACUACUGCUUCAAGAGGAGAACUUUUUCUCUUUUGGAAUCUGUACAAAACACCAGUCCUGUUAGCGCUUGUAGCUGGAGAAGCAGCCGCCAUCAUGGAAAACGUUGGUGAUGAUGUUAUUGUCGGUCGUUGCAUGGCUGUGUUAAAAGGCAUUUUUGGUAACGGGGCUGUUCCUCAGCCAAAAGAAACCGUGGUAACACGCUGGCGUUCUGAUCCAUGGGCUCGAGGUUCCUAUUCUUUUGUCUCUACAAGCGCUUCAGGGAAUGACUACGACAUUCUCGCUUGUCCUGUCACUUCAUCUGGCGAACAGUCAACUUCCAGUUUGGACUCGUCUAGCCCACCUCCUCGUCUUUUCUUUGCUGGUGAGCAUACCAUACGGAACUAUCCUGCCACGGUUCAUGGAGCUUUGCUGAGUGGUGUUCGAGAGGCUGCCAGGAUUGCCGAUUUUUAUCUUGGCUGCUCAUAUUAGUGUGCUGAACUGCAAAUUUCUUGACAAAUUUAAGUAUCUCACUAGGAAAAACUUGUAUUGCUUACUAUGUUGUUCCGCAAAUAUACAUCACGGAUUUUAAAUGCGA
Molecule: messenger RNA, 2629 nt
Organism: Daphnia pulicaria
Lineage: Eukaryota; Metazoa; Arthropoda; Branchiopoda; Diplostraca; Daphniidae
Gene: Su(var)3-3
Product: lysine-specific histone demethylase 1A-like
Exons: 19
Coding region: 136-2523 (795 amino acids)
Biological process (GO): regulation of DNA-templated transcription
Cellular component (GO): nucleus
Molecular function (GO): flavin adenine dinucleotide binding; oxidoreductase activity; protein binding
Source: RefSeq, a predicted model, not a curated record